GAAAACGUUGAAAGGUUUUUUUGCUGUAAGAGUGCUGGUGAACACUGCUACACCUUACGAUCAACCCAGUGGUGCAAUGUCCCGUCUGCUGCACGCAGAAGAGUGGGCUGAAGUGAAGGAGUUAGGAGACCACCACCAUCACUCCCAUCCCCAACAACAUCACCACAACCAGCCGCAGCAGCAGCCGCAGCCAGCUCCGAAUCUUCCUGGGAGAGAGCACCAAGGCUAUGCUCCUGGGCUGUCGCUCUUGGACAGCACCGAUCCACGCGCCUGGCUGGCUCCCACUUUGCAGGGCAUCUGCACGGCACGCGCCGCCCAGUACUUGCUGCAUUCCCCGGAACUGAGUGCAGCUGAGACCCUGUCCCACCACGACGAGGUGGACUCACGGAGGGAACUUGUGAGGAGGAGCGGCAGUAACAGUAGCAGUGGCAGCAGUGGAAGCACCAGUAGCCUCAGCAAGAGUCCUGGUUCGGUGAAAGUGCGGGAGCAGUUGUGCAAACUGAAAGGUGGGUUGGGGGUGGAGGAACUGAACUGCAGCAGACAGAGAGCCCCUUCCAGCAAACAAGUGAAUGGGGUGCAAAAGCAGAGAAGGCUGGCUGCCAAUGCCAGAGAAAGGAGAAGGAUGCACGGUCUCAACCAUGCUUUCGAUCAGCUGCGCAACGUUAUCCCGUCCUUCAAUAAUGACAAGAAACUCUCCAAAUAUGAAACUCUGCAGAUGGCCCAAAUCUAUAUUAAUGCCCUCUCCGAUUUACUGCAAACACCUAGCGGUGGAGAGCAGGCGGCUCAGCCACCAGUAUCCUGCAAAAACGACCACCACCACCUCCGAGCAUCUUCCUACGAAACUAGUCCAGGCGCGGCCAGCACUUCUGCAGUCUCCCCUGCCCCCGGAGGUGGAUCAAGACCAUCUCCGCAGGGUAACUGCAGGACACGCUUCUCGGCCCAGACCUCUGCGGGAGGUUACUCGUUGCAACUGGACGCUCUGCAGUUCUCAUCUUUCGAAGAAACCGCUCUGACCGCUAUGAUGGCGCAAAAGACCCUGUCUCCUUCUCUGCCCGGAGGCAUUUUGCAGCCUGUGCAGGAAGAAAGUAGCAAAACUUCUCCCAGGUCCCACAGAAGUGAUGGGGAAUUUUCCCCUCGUUCUCAUUACAGUGACUCGGACGAGGCAAGUUAGGAAGGUAACAGUUAAAACAAAGUAAACCAACACAAAAAACAAAACCAGAGUUGACUCUUAUCAAAUACCGGGAAAGGCGUCUCACUUUUUUGUUGCUACAUGAAUUUACCAUUGUCUAGCAAAGACUUUGUCACGUUUUUGCAACAUUCGGUGGCUUUACAACCCCCUCCCCUCAUAUUCUUGGUGAAAAUUGUUUGUUAAUGUUGUUUCCUUUGUUUCUACCUUCUGGCCCUUUAUAGAUAUAUACAAUUAUGUAUAUUUUUACAUCAAUAGUCUAGUUCCCUGCUGCCAAUAAGCUGCUUAAAAUCAGCAGCUUCACUUCCAUUACUAAUUCGGGUUUAAUUUAUUUUAUGCCCUGGGCAUUCCUGUUUUUCGCGUGCUCAUAUGUGGGCGGUAGUCUUCCGAAGUUAUAUUUCUAAUUUUUUUUUUUUAUGGGAAGCAAGAUGCUUAUUAAGAAUAUACUUUUUGGAUGUGUGUAAUUGUCAAAC
Molecule: messenger RNA, 1659 nt
Organism: Antechinus flavipes (yellow-footed antechinus)
Lineage: Eukaryota; Metazoa; Chordata; Mammalia; Dasyuromorphia; Dasyuridae
Gene: ATOH1
Product: atonal bHLH transcription factor 1
Exons: 1
Coding region: 77-1171 (364 amino acids)
Molecular function (GO): protein dimerization activity
Source: RefSeq, a predicted model, not a curated record